AUCGGUCGAUGUGUGCGUGAGUAAACCUCGUCAGUGUGAGUGUGUCUGUGUAUCUGUGGAAAUUUUGUGUUUUUAUCAGUGCGCGAUACUCGAGUGGAUUCAAGCAGUGAUUAGAAGUGUUUUUUCUCGUUUUGUUCCCGAUGAUGUUCAUGGUUUCAUCAAGAAAGAUUUAUCUCUCUUAACACCCCGCAUCAGCGAAACCUCGUUUCACUUCUUUUGUUACCUUCUGCUCCAGUGUGGGUAAAGGUAGUCGGAAGAAAUUCUCUCUUCUUAUCCCUCACAUGUGAAUUAACAUCCUCCCUUAACCUUACCACUGAUUGUAACAAGGCCGUUUGUGUCCUCUAGGAAUUCGUCUGUCUUCGUCAACCAUGAAUUACGUGCUCGUCACUUUCCUUUUGGCUGCUUUUGCAGCUUCAGAGUCGCUUGCGGACACAAAAUUACAAUGCAAGUUACCGAAAGUCAACAUCCCGCAAGACUGGAUCACAAUGGUGGAUCCAUGUGUUCAGAAAAUGAAAGACCAAGUGCAGCAAGAACUGACUGCUUCCAUGACCUACCUCGCCAUGGGAGCGCACUUCUCUCGUGAUACGGUGAAUCGUCCAGGUUUCGCCAAGUACUUCUUCGAAAGCGCCAAGGAGGAAAGAGAACACGCCAUCAAGUUCCUGGAAUACCUGCUUAUGCGAGGUGGUCUCACUGAAGACCUAUCGUCCCUCAUCAAGAGCCCUGAACCAAAUGCUGACACUUGGCCCGAUGCGAUCACCGCCCUCCGAGAUGCAUUGAAAUUGGAAGCUCAUGUUACCCGCAAAAUCAGAGAUAUCAUCAAAGUCUGUGAAGAACCCCCAACCAAGGAAGGCGAACCCUUCAACGAUUACCAUCUUGUUGACUACCUGUCUGGUGACUUCCUUACUGAGCAAUACGAAGGCCAACGAGACCUUGCUGGCAAAAUCUCAACGUUGGGCAAGAUGAUGGCACAGAACGGGCAAUUGGGAGAAUUCAUGUUCGACAAGAACCUUUUGGAAUAAACUAAUCUACCUUACUUAUAGCAUUAUUCAUACUCCUAAAGUCCUUCGGGACUCUUUUAAUUUUGCCAUAAAGAACAGUUGUCACCGGAGCUAAGUAUUAUUGUACAUAUUAUUGUUUAUUUUUAUUAUUUUCCCCGUACUUGGCGUGUGUAAAUAGACUCCAUCUUUUCAGUUUAUGAAUUGUUUUCAAUUCGGCAAGAGAACUUUUUCAGUACCUCGCUGACUCUGUGAUUCGUCGUAAUUAGUUUCCUUUAGUUCUGAUUGUGUGGGCCUAUGCUUACAGACUGAUGUUGUCGUAGCUGUAUGUUCAAUUCGAAUUAGUUUCCAAAAGACACUCUUCACUGGGUUCCUGUCAAUUAAUCCUAACAUCUUUUCUGUUUUCCCAGCCUGGUUUUUCAAUUUUUUUUAUCUAGCUGUAAUCAUCGGUGACAACAGUAUCCCCUCAAGGAAGCCUCUUUUGUAUUUGAUGUUCAUUUCAUGAUUUACCUAUAUUUUUCAAAAUAAAUUUAAGAUUGUUGUUUAA
Molecule: messenger RNA, 1542 nt
Organism: Bemisia tabaci
Lineage: Eukaryota; Metazoa; Arthropoda; Insecta; Hemiptera; Aleyrodidae
Gene: Fer1HCH
Product: Ferritin 1 heavy chain homologue
Biological process (GO): iron ion transport; intracellular iron ion homeostasis
Cellular component (GO): cytoplasm
Molecular function (GO): ferrous iron binding; ferric iron binding
Source: RefSeq, a predicted model, not a curated record